UCCAAGAUGGCGCCGGCUCCGCCUUUUGGCUCGGGCUAUUGAAAUGAGCAAGGCGGAACAUCGCCCAGGCCCGUCCUCCUCGCGGUUCGGAGAGGUUGGCGUGUGCGCCGGCGGGGCCGCAGAAAGACCAGCAACAGCCGUGGCGAAGGAGCAGCCCCGAAGGAGCGAGAGCGACAAGCCGCGGAGCUGGACGCCGAGCCAGGGAAAGGCGCGCUUCAGGCUCUAGGAAACUAUUGAAAGAUGGUGGAUCGCUUGGCAAACAGUGAAGCAAAUACCAGGCGAAUAAGCAUAGUGGAGAACUGUUUUGGAGCCGCUGGGCAGCCUCUGACUAUUCCUGGUCGUGUUCUGAUAGGUGAAGGCGUACUAACAAAGCUGUGUAGGAAGAAACCAAAAGCAAGACAGUUCUUCUUAUUCAAUGAUAUUCUUGUGUACGGUAACAUCGUCAUUCAGAAGAAAAAAUACAACAAGCAGCACAUUAUUCCUUUGGAAAAUGUAACUAUUGAAUCCAUCCAAGAUGAAGGGGAUCUGCGGAAUGGGUGGCUUAUCAAGACCCCAACAAAAUCUUUUGCAGUGUAUGCUGCCACUGCUACAGAAAAAUCUGAGUGGAUGAACCACAUAAAUAAAUGUGUUUCUGAUUUGAUUUCCAAAAGUGGGAAGACUCCCAGUAAUGAACAUGCAGCUGUCUGGGUCCCUGAUUCUGAAGCCACUGUAUGCAUGCGCUGCCAGAAGGCAAAGUUUACCCCCGUCAAUCGUCGACACCACUGCCGGAAAUGUGGGUUUGUUGUGUGUGGGCCCUGUUCUGAAAAAAGGUUCCUUCUUCCAAGCCAGUCUUCCAAGCCUGUGCGUAUCUGCGACUUCUGUUAUGACCUCCUUUCCACUGGAGAGAUGCCUACAUGCCAGCCAAUGAGAUCAGACUCUUACAGUCGGUCGCCAAAGCCACCUUUAAAUGAUAUAUCUGAUGAUGAUGAAGAUGAUGACAGCAGUGACUAAGAGAAUGUCUUCAGGUUAGAACUGGCAUUUGAAUCUGUUGCUGUAUGAGGAAGCCAGGCUCUUCUGAGAGGCCUACCCUAGCCAUAAAAUUGCCUGAAAAGUCUUCAGCGAAUGUGCCUCAAUCUCUGAAUUUCUUAGAUAUAGAAUUGUUACUCUCUUUCUGCAGGGAUAGACUAUUGCAAAUAUAUCACUUUCCAGUUUUGUAUACUUGAUUUCCUGUGUAGGGGUGAAUUGGUGUUUUUUAACCUCUAUCCUCCCACUUCAGGUUAGAAAACCAAGUACAGCUUUUGCUUACCAACAACCAUCCCAUAUUGUACGUAACAGGGAAAUUGUAUUCCUUUUUAAUAUUGGCAAGGAUUAAAAGUGCAUAAAACCGGUAUUUUGUGUCUCCAUCAAACUGAACAGGACAUCUGAGCAGGCUUUAAAACCACUGUUACACUAUCAUCCUUUUAACAUAAAUGCGUACUUCAAUGUCAUUAACUUUUAUACAAAGAUUUCUAUACCAAGCAGUGCCUUGUAAUGACUGCACUGUUGCAGGAAGAACUAACAUAUUGUACCCUUUUUUGCAAAUGCAUGCAACAAAUUGAGAAAUAGUUGGUGCUGUUGACAAUAAUUGCUGUCCUGUAACUAGGAUUUGAGAAGCACAUGGUUUGGGUACAUCACUACAGUGUGUGUCAAGUUCGUGAACCUGUCGCACAAAGGAGUUUCCUGUAACUUGUCACAUAAAGAUUGACUUGGCGCUGCUGUGGAGUCCAGCUGAGCUCUACACCAGUGUGAAGCUUCCUCAACCUGCAUAGAAUGGGGGCUACCUAGUAAAUCCACUUGAAGAAGUUCUAAUUUAGUAUCUUGCUACUUAAAAAAUUGUUGUAGCUAUGGAGUCUUGGUAAUCGACAAUUGUAUUUGCUUAGAUCAUGGUAUUUACUGUAAUGUGUUUGAUUUGCUAUUUAUAAAUUACUUAGAUACUAUACUAACCUUUUUAAACAUUAGGAUUAGGGUUUUUAAUAAUUAGAAUUUGUUUUAAAAGCACAAUAUGGGAAGAUGUCCCAACCAGCCAUCUGGAAAAAGAACUUGCAAAAAUUCCCAUCCUGUAUACACAGCUGACCUCAAAUAGAAAUAAACUGCAAAAGACUUCAUUUUAAAUACAUAAACCCAGGACCAGGAGGGAUAGUGCAAAAAAAAAGUAUUUCCAAUAAAGUAUUUACCUUUUAUUCUUUACAAUACAUUCUUUUCUAUGAUGGCGUCAUUUUUAGAGAAACAUCAAAUUUAGCUCUGAAGUUUUGUAAAAUCCCAAAACACAUCUAUAUUUUUAUAUAACAGUAGUAUGUUAAAUCGAUUUUAUUUAGAAACCCCUGACAGAACUGUGUGUGCAAUCUGUAGCCCCUGAGAUUUACAUAAGUGUUGGAUAUUGUUUGUAAAGCAAAAUUACAUUAUCUAGACAUUAGUUUAAGUGACAGUUUCUGCACUGUUUGCUUCAUCUGGCAAUAACUGGGUAAUAUUUAUUGAAUAAACAAUCAAUUCUGUCGCUUGCACUAGUCUCCCAAUCUGUAAUCUGGUUGCUGUAGCACAGAUAACAGUUUUGAAAAAAAUGAGUGAUACAAUCCAUGUUUAGCAGUUUCCAUUGCUUUUUUAUAUGGUUUUCUUGAGAAUAUGUUGGAGACUGUGCCACAGCUCCUGGUAGUUUAUUCCUAUUCAGCAUUAAUUUUCUAACUAUUAUUCCUGUACUUGCUAACGUGAAAGGAACUGUGUAUUAAUUUGAAUGGCAGUCCAGAAUUGCAGGCAUAUUCUCACACUUUUCUCAGAAUCUUCCUAUAAGAAGAUAUCCCUACAGUGCUACCAACUGCUCCUUGAAUUCAUUCCCAAAUUCAGAAGGAUUUUUAUUUUAAAUUUAAGGGAGAAGUACCACACGUUUCUCUGGCCCUCUUAAAUCACAAGCAGAAUGUUUUGAUUUUGUAAGUCUUUUAUAAUGUGCUAAAGGACAUAUUUUGACUUGCUUUGCAGUAGGAAUAAAAGACAGUAGUAAACUGUAAGACCAUGAAAAUACUAAUGGCCAGAUGAGCAAUAAUGAGCAGUUGAUGCUUGGAAAUGCAUGAGCUGAAAGGCUGAGAAGAAGAGUGAACUCAGGCCAGGAGCAUCCUAGGGAUGCUUAUUUUAGGAGCAAGGCCUGUUGAGCACAUUCCAAGUAAACAUGCAUAGGCUCAGAAUAUGGGGUGACCACUUUGUGCACACUUCCUUUAGAGGAGUGCCAUUGAAAUUGGCAUGGGACUUACCUCCAAUUAAAAACCUGUAGGAAUUGACUGCAAAUGCAUGCUUUGUCUUCUGAAAGGAUAACAUAAGGAUCCUUGAGAUGGUAAAGUAUUAACAUCUAUCUUCAUACAGUUUAGUUUCCUUAUUCUUACCCUUUGUUGUGCAAAAGACUUUGCAUAUUAAAUGCUGAAUGUCAGUUAAAUUUACCCAGUUAUCAGUGUACAUUGCACAAAUGUGUUGGCACUUUCUACCCUCCAAAAAACUCACCCUCUGUUUGGCUGUCCCUGUCUAUCCAAUCCCCAUCAUUAUCUGUGAAUGAAAUUCACACUAUGUUGCAGUGGAUCCCUGAAGCUGUUACCAAAUUGGCAUCUGUAGGAGAAAAUAAUCCUAGAAAUAGGUGUGCGAAUGUAGGAUACUGUUUUUGUGACUUGUUCAGAAUUUGUGUAAAAUAAAUGUUUGUCUUAUGUGUGUGUUAAACUUUUAAAAGGGCUUAAUAAAUGGUUUUGUAAUUUUGUUUGUCAGA
Molecule: messenger RNA, 3757 nt
Organism: Eublepharis macularius
Lineage: Eukaryota; Metazoa; Chordata; Lepidosauria; Squamata; Eublepharidae
Gene: PLEKHF2
Product: pleckstrin homology and FYVE domain containing 2
Exons: 2
Coding region: 241-990 (249 amino acids)
Molecular function (GO): phosphatidylinositol binding; metal ion binding
Source: RefSeq, a predicted model, not a curated record